Symbiodinium sp. CCMP2456 is the source of this 483-nucleotide messenger RNA. Lineage: Eukaryota; Dinophyceae; Suessiales; Symbiodiniaceae. The record is from the annotation of a GenBank genome assembly.
AUGUUUGCGAAUCCAUCCAAUCUUUCCUCGUCUGCUCUGGAGUUCAUGCCCCAGGGCGCUGCGAGUCCACAAUUCAAGCAGCAGCAGUACUACCAGGGCUACCAGCCAUACCCUGGAGUGCAGCAAAGUGGCGUGAAUGCCUUUUACAUGGGAGGUUACCCUUGCGGCUACUAUGGCGAUGCCAUGCAGAGCAUUCCUGCCACGCACAGCUUUGCCUCAACAGCUGCCCCCUCCACGCCUGGAGCUAUCAACCUGGACGAGUUCUCUGAUUUGUCAGACUCCGACUCAGACGACGAGGCCGUCCCCCCAGCGCAGGUGAAGGCUCCAGCAGAGAAAGCUGAGCUAUCAGCCCCGGCUAUUGACAUCACAUUCGAGGACAAGGAGCCCGCCGAGGAGCCAUCCCCAUGUUACAGCAGCUUCAUCGGUUGCUAUGCAGAAAUGAUUCUUGUGUGGAUUCCCGAUCGAAUGAUUAAUGCCCAAUAG